Schistocerca piceifrons (Central American locust) is the source of this 615-nucleotide messenger RNA. RefSeq names its product cuticle protein 16.5-like. NCBI's taxonomy places the organism in Eukaryota, Metazoa, Arthropoda, Insecta, Orthoptera, Acrididae. The coding region runs from base 85 to 540 and encodes 151 amino acids. The transcript is spliced from 2 exons. The record is from RefSeq and is a predicted model, not a curated record.
CCGACUUCGUAUAAAUAGCGGGCAGAUACCAGACAGAAGCACAUUUCGGCAGCAGCAGUAGCAGCAGCAGGAAGCAGCAUAACCAUGAACACCCUGAUUGUCCUGAGUGCCAUCCUGGCUGUUGCCGUGGCUAAGCCCGGCUACCUGGGGGCCGCCCCCGCCGCAGUCGUCGCCCCCGCCGCUUACGCCGCCCCCGCUGUGGUCGCCGCCCCCGUGCACGCCGGCUACGCCGCCUACGGCCCGGCCCCCGUGGCCGUUCGCUCCGACGGCUACCUGCUGGACACCCCUGCCGUCGCCGCCACCAGGGCCGCCCACCUGACCGCCGUCGCCCAGACCCAGGCCCGUGACGCCGUCGUCAACGGCGCCGCCGCCCUGGCCGCCCACGCCGCCCACGCGUACGCUGCCCAUGCUUACGCCGCCCCCGCUGUGGCGUACGCUGCCCCAGCCCAUGUCGCCUAUGCUGCUCCUGCAGCAUACGCCGCCCCCGGCGCUCUCGCUGCCGCCGCCCAUCUCCACGCUAAGGCUGCUCUGCUCGGCUGAAAUGUCGUCUGUAGAAAAAAUGUGCUGCAUUUUUAAAAUAAUCUACAAAAAAAUAAUAAAUAAUUGAAACCACUA